Molecule: messenger RNA, 1191 nt
Organism: Hypoxylon fragiforme
Lineage: Eukaryota; Fungi; Ascomycota; Sordariomycetes; Xylariales; Hypoxylaceae
Product: ATPase, V1 complex, subunit C
Exons: 5
Coding region: 1-1191 (396 amino acids)
Biological process (GO): proton transmembrane transport
Cellular component (GO): vacuolar proton-transporting V-type ATPase, V1 domain
Molecular function (GO): proton-transporting ATPase activity, rotational mechanism
Source: RefSeq, a predicted model, not a curated record
AUGGCCCCGACUCAGGCCAAGUACGUCCUCGUAUCGCUGCCUCUCAAGACCUUCGAUACAGACGACAGACAAGAAGCCCUCGAGUCUCUAAAGACUACCAUAGCAUCAGAAAAUGGGACCGUCUUAUCUUUCCCAGUCCCAAACUUUAAGAUAGGAACUCUGGAUGCCUUGGUCCAACAGGCCGACGAUUUGGCAAAGUUGAGCACCGGUUGUGAGGCAGUCGUUAGCAAGGUUGGCGAAUCUUUGCGCUCUUUAUAUGAAGGCAAUGAGGAGAAAGCCUCCGAGCAAAAGAUGGUCAACGAUAAGCCGACCGAUCAGUACCUCCGCACUUUCUCCUGGAACAAAGUUCGCUACAGAGCCGACAGACCCGUUGGUGAACUGGUUGACAUACUACAAAAGGAGCUAGCUACGAAUGACAGCGACGUCAAAAGCAAAUUCAACCAAUAUAACCAGGUCAAAACGAAUCUUGUCACUCUGCAAAGAAAGCAAACGGGUAAUCUUGCAACCAAGUCGCUGACACCCAUUGUCAAUCCGUCAUUAUUAGUACAAGACUCGGAAUACCUCGAAACACAUCUCGUUGCUGUGCCUGCCAAUCUUAAGAAAGACUAUCUCAAGAGUUACGAGACCAUUGCCCCCAUGGUAGUCCCGCGCUCGUCUAUACAAGUUGCCCAGGACGAAGAAUUCAUUCUGUUUGCGGUUACCACAUUCAAGAAGCACGGGGCCGAGUUCCAGCAGAAGUGCCGUGAGGCAAGAUGGACCCCUCGCCAAUAUAAGUACGUCGAGGGUGGCAAAGAGGAAGAGCAAAAGGAGAUAGAGCGUGUCACGCGAGAAGAAAAGAAAGUCUGGGGUGAGGCCUUACGGUUGACUCGCACGGCGUGGAGCGAGAGUGUCAUGAUAUGGGCACAUGUCAUGGCUCUCCGGGUCUUCGUUGAAUCGGUGCUGCGCUACGGCCUACCCCCGGACUUUGUGUCCGCCCUCAUUUCAACAAACUCCAAGUUGGUGAAAAAGGUCAAGCAAACGCUAGACUCGUCUUACUCGUACCUAGGCGGAAACGCAUUUGGACGGGACAAACGGGGCAGAAUCACAAAAGAUGACGCAGCAUUGACGUCGGAGAUGGCGGCGGCCGGGUUAGGGCACGGAGGCGAAGGAAACGAGUACACGGCUUACGUGUAUUACGAGUUUGACCUGUAG